Molecule: messenger RNA, 1044 nt
Organism: Zophobas morio
Lineage: Eukaryota; Metazoa; Arthropoda; Insecta; Coleoptera; Tenebrionidae
Gene: MED18
Product: mediator of RNA polymerase II transcription subunit 18
Exons: 2
Coding region: 302-970 (222 amino acids)
Biological process (GO): termination of RNA polymerase II transcription; regulation of transcription by RNA polymerase II
Cellular component (GO): mediator complex; core mediator complex
Molecular function (GO): transcription coregulator activity
Source: RefSeq, a predicted model, not a curated record
AACAAACCGUGAGACGAAGAGAUGAACUUAUUUCUAAAAUAAUUGUAUUUUGUGUAAUACAGGUAUAACAAUAUUUAUUUUUUAUUUUCUCUUUAUAUCUGGGGUUUGUUGAUAAACCGUGGUUGGUAUUAUUAAUUGGUGUUGUGUUGUCACGGUGGAGAAAGGUUGUCACUCCUGGCUGCUGUCAAAUCAAAUUUUGCUGAAAUUGUGAUAACCUGCAAGAUAUAAGUUGUAUUAAAUAAAAACUACUGUUGAACCUACAUACAUAAAAGCCCUAAUAAAAUUAUCUGAACACCUCAAAAUGACUUCACCUGGAACGGCAAUAGACUCUCUAAAUGCAGCCCUAAAAUGUAAUAUUAUACCAAAUCAAGAAUACUUAUUACAAGGCUCAGUAUUAGACCAAUAUGUUGAGGUUUUGCUCCAUCGUCUGAGAGGAUUGUGCGACAAUGUGGACAGUGGUCCAGAAUCAUUCCAUGAUCAUGAAUUGUACUUUGUCUUAAGGGCAACAAAUACAGGUGGCCCAAUGGUACUACCCCUGCGUGUUCGUCGAGCUCUAGAUGUGCCAGAUGCCCCAUGGCAAUUAAGAUAUGUGGGUCAACAAGAACUGGGUGAUAAAAAUAGGCCUACAGUCGUUAGGUCUAGUAUUGAUAUGGCGUGCAGUUCAACUAUUGUGGAGUUCCUAACUGAAUUAGGUUGCAGAGUGGAAUUUGAAUAUAUUGCAAGGGGGUAUAUGUUUCGGAAGGGUAGGAUGAAAAUUACUGUCUCAAAAAUUUUCAAAAUGGGAAAUAUUGCAAACAAGUCAGGUGAAGGAGUGGAGCCUAUUUCACAAAGUUACUUGGUGGAAUUGUCAGUGUUGGCACCAUCAGGACAGGAUGCUAUUGCCGAAGAUAUGAGAAUAUUUGCUGAACAGUUGAGGCCGUUGGUGCAACUUGAAAAGAUUGAUUAUAAACGUCUGGGAAACUUACCAUAGGUACAGUGGUUAUAGGUGUGAACAAAAAAGACUUAUUUAUAAAAAUAUAAAAUAUACUUAAGACAACUUUAAAA